AUGCAUUGUAAGAAUGAAGAAAAUGAAUGGCAGGCUGUGUUGGAAAAUGAGACCUGGAAGUUACAACAUACAGAAAAUAAAAUCAUACCAGAGCUAUGGCUAAGCUAUGUUGAUUUGCCUACUCAUUUAAAGAAAUGUUUUGCCUUUUGCGCCAUAUUCCCUAAGGAUCACAAAAUUGAGGAAGAGAAGCUGAUUCAAUUUUGGAUGGCUCAUGGGUUCAUUCCAUCUCAAAAAGGAAAUGAUAUGGAAGAUGAAGGGCGAGAGAUUUUCACUGAAUUGACAAGGAGAUCUCUUUUACAAUAUCGUUAUUAUCGUCGUGCAAGUACAAUUGGAAGAGUGUGUAAGAUGCAUGAUCUCAUCCAUGAUCUGGCACACUUUGUUAUGGAGAAUGAAUGCUUCACAUCGAUGAAAAGCAGUGUGCCCAACAAAAUCCCAAUACGGCCACGUCAUUUGAAUUUAUAUGCUGAUAUAAAUUAUAACCAAGGUGAUUGCUCCAUCAUCCAUAGUGUGUUACAUUGCCGAAGAGACUAUAGUUUGUUGUCAAAGCUGAAGUUGGUGAGAGUGCUCGACUUGAGUCAUGCAUACAUUGAUGAGUUGCCUGCAUCGAUAGAGCAUUUGCACCAUCUAAGAUAUCUUGAUAUUUCUGAUACUGAUAUUAGGAAGCUACCAGAGUCCAUUUGUAUGUUGGUUAAUCUGCAGAUGUUGAAUCUCAAUGGUUGUGAAAGACUUUCUGAGCUUCCCAAGAGCAUAAGAUACAUGAAGAGUCUUAGACACCUUCUUUUUUAUUACUGUCCGCAGUUCAAGACAUUCCCUGCUGGUUUGAGUCGAUUAUGCGACUUUGAAAAACGCUAA
Molecule: messenger RNA, 852 nt
Organism: Dioscorea cayenensis subsp. rotundata (Guinea yam)
Lineage: Eukaryota; Viridiplantae; Streptophyta; Magnoliopsida; Dioscoreales; Dioscoreaceae
Product: putative disease resistance protein RGA4
Exons: 1
Coding region: 1-852 (283 amino acids)
Biological process (GO): defense response to other organism
Molecular function (GO): protein binding
Source: RefSeq, a predicted model, not a curated record